CUUGAAGAUUGAUCAGCACUUUAGGGUGUCCAAUUGGCGGCUAACUCGCCUGACUUUGCUUCGUUUCUCCGGGAAAUCAUCAACGAUGUCGAAGCCGGUUGCGGUGACUUCGCCGCUUGAUUUAACGAAGCCCCCAGCCAUUGAGGGCUUUACUUCUUUGCCCAGGCCUAAAGAGGAAGGGUUUGCGGACAAAUUCAUCAGGAAAACGAAGGAGAAUCCAUUCGUUCCGAUCGGACUGCUGGGUACAGCAGGUGCCCUUACCUAUGGUUUGAUUGCUUUCAAACAUGGCAAGACUCGACAGUCCCAGAUGUUAAUGCGAGCGAGAAUCUUUGCGCAAGGUUUCACUGUUGCUGCUAUCCUGGUUGGUGUGGUAGCCACUGCAAUGAAGCGCAAGGAAAAGUGAACUUCUAUUCUAUGAACAGAAUCAAGUGUAAAGUUGGAAGUUUGUAUUCUUUGGCAUUUGGAAUGUGAUUGUAACUCAUAAUAAUAAAAAAAGCUUAACUCUA
Molecule: messenger RNA, 506 nt
Organism: Mobula hypostoma (lesser devil ray)
Lineage: Eukaryota; Metazoa; Chordata; Chondrichthyes; Myliobatiformes; Myliobatidae
Gene: higd2a
Product: HIG1 hypoxia inducible domain family, member 2A
Exons: 2
Coding region: 86-403 (105 amino acids)
Biological process (GO): mitochondrial respirasome assembly
Cellular component (GO): mitochondrion
Source: RefSeq, a predicted model, not a curated record